GAGCCUCGCGCCCAGUCCUCGCGCGCAGCGGCUCGGCGUGCGUCCCCAGCCCAGCUGUCCGCUGCUCCGCCACCAUGGCAGCCUCCUCCGCGCGGCCCGCCGUCUUGGCCCUGACCGGGCUGGCGCUGCUCCUGCUGCUGUGCAUGGGCCCAGGUGGCAUAAAUGGAAAUAAACUCAAGUUGAUGCUUCAAAAACGAGAAGCACUUGCUCCAGCGAAGACAGAAGUGGCUGUUGAUGAGAACAAAGCCAAAGAAUUCCUCAGCAGCCUGAGGCGUCAGAAGCGGCAGCUGUGGGACCGGACCCGGCCAGAGGUGCAGCAGUGGUACCAGCAGUUCCUCUACAUGGGCUUCGAUGAAGCGAAAUUUGAAGAUGACAUCUCCUACUGGCUAAACCGAGAUCGGAACGGACACGACUACUACGGCGACUACUACCAACGUCACUACGAUGAAGACUCGGCAAUCGGCCCCCGGAGCCCCCACAGCUUCAGGCAUGGUGCCAGUGUCAACUACGAUGACUACUAGGCCUACUUGACACACUGUGGACCGGAAACCAACAGUGUCUGUCUUCACGGCUCUCCUGAUGCCUUAUCCUAUUGGGUUUCUGCCGGGCUUGAUCUCCGCAGAUCUUUUCUACCUACUUUGACCACAACCAAAGAGUUAAAACCAAGAAUAUAAGUGCCUUUUGAUAGUUCAUGCAAAGUCCCUAAUAAUGUGUCUAUCUCAUUUCAAAAUAGAAAUAAAAAGCAUUUUGUU
Messenger RNA from Lepus europaeus (European hare), 752 nucleotides. RefSeq names its product ECRG4 augurin precursor (gene ECRG4). The transcript is spliced from 4 exons. Bases 75 to 521 code for a protein of 148 amino acids. NCBI's taxonomy places the organism in Eukaryota, Metazoa, Chordata, Mammalia, Lagomorpha, Leporidae. The record is from RefSeq and is a predicted model, not a curated record. Gene Ontology annotation, biological process: anaphase-promoting complex-dependent catabolic process; regulation of cell population proliferation; G1 to G0 transition.